Molecule: messenger RNA, 973 nt
Organism: Anopheles coustani
Lineage: Eukaryota; Metazoa; Arthropoda; Insecta; Diptera; Culicidae
Gene: Coq5
Product: 2-methoxy-6-polyprenyl-1,4-benzoquinol methylase, mitochondrial
Exons: 4
Coding region: 20-901 (293 amino acids)
Biological process (GO): ubiquinone biosynthetic process
Molecular function (GO): methyltransferase activity
Source: RefSeq, a predicted model, not a curated record
ACCAAAACAAAAACAAAUCAUGUCGCUGUUACGAAGACUCGGUGUGCUUAAUAGGCAAAAGAUCCUGUUCCCAUUAGUGAAAUUCUCUACAAAAACCGUCGGCGAUGUUCAUGAUUCCCCUACAAACGAAUCUGAAACUCAUUUUGGUUUCGAAACUGUGAAGGAAAGCGAAAAAUGGAAGAAAGUGCACAAAGUGUUCGAAGAGGUAGCAGCGUCAUACGAUUUAAUGAAUGAUGCAAUGUCGAUGGGAGUGCAUCGCGUUUGGAAGGACAUAUUCAUGGAGCGAUUGGGCCCAGUUGGCAACGGAAUUCGCCUUUUGGACAUGGCUGGGGGAACCGGCGAUAUUUCGUUUCGAUACAUGAAAUAUUUACAGAGUUUACCAAGCAAAGAUCGUGCCUCUAGUCACGUCACCGUUUGCGAUAUCAAUCAAAACAUGCUGGAUGUUGGUCAAAAACGAUGGGAAAAGCUGAAUUUACAAACUGCUGGUGAUUCGAUUGAUUGGGUGUGUGCAGACGCUGAAAAGUUACCUUUCGACGAUAAUACGUACACUGUUUACACGAUUGCUUUUGGAAUCAGAAAUUGCACGCACAUCGAUCAGGUUCUCAAAGAAGCUUAUCGGGUAUUGAAACCCGGAGGCCGUUUUAUGUGUCUCGAAUUCAGUCAUGUUAACAACGAGUACUUAAAAUGGCUCUACGAUCAGUAUUCAUUUCAAGUCAUCCCACCCAUGGGACAAAUAUUGGCAAACCAAUGGCAGCCGUAUCAAUACUUAGUGGAAAGUAUCCGGAAAUUUCCAUUGCAGCGGGAUUUCAAAAUUAUGAUUGAAAAUGCAGGCUUCAAAUGUGUGCAUUACGAAAAUCUAUCGUUUGGUGUAGUAGCAAUACAUUCAGGAUUUAAAUUAUGAAAAGGUGCUAUGCUAAAAUAGUCGAUGCAAGAAGGAAGUUGAAAUAAAACGAUUCUUAAGUUGUAGCUUUGA